This is a messenger RNA of Dinoponera quadriceps, 5437 nucleotides long. RefSeq lists its product as uncharacterized. The transcript has 4 exons. NCBI's taxonomy places the organism in Eukaryota, Metazoa, Arthropoda, Insecta, Hymenoptera, Formicidae. Bases 437 to 3142 code for a protein of 901 amino acids. Gene Ontology annotation, cellular component: plasma membrane. The record is from RefSeq and is a predicted model, not a curated record.
CUAACUACGGAAGGUUCAUUCGGUAUUUUCGGCACGCGCGCGCGUCCUCCUUUAUUCAAUUCCGCGCGCGAACGGCGGGAUCGGAAAAUCCGACGAACGCGCACAUCGAUCCGAGAGCCGCGCGCGCGCGCGCGCGCCGAUUUCCACCGGGAGUCCUCCGGAGUCAUCGAGGGGGAGGCGAGGGAAAAAAACAAGCAAUUUUCGCGCGACCUUGGCGACCUUCCGACGGACAGCAAUGAUCGACGGGUCGGAUCGGAGGCCGCGGGGUUAGCUAUUUGCUCGCUUGAUACUCUCCGCUCCUCCUCGCACACACUCGGGUGUCUUCAUCUGUCGGACACAUGCGCGAAUCGUCGCCUAGGUGUCCGGUCGAGAAGAGAGGCAAAUGGCGGCAAGGGGAGAGGAGGUAUUUUGACAGCCUCGGUACUCGUGCCCGGGAAUGCCACGAAUACCUGCGCCGGUACUCUUCGCCGGCAGCUGGGGCUGGGGAUUUCUCGUCGUAGUCCUCCUGUUCCUGACCACCCCCAGUCCCGCUGCCAUCCGCAGAGCGGACCGAGGCCACUGCAACAAAACAGUGGACAUUUACGAGGACGUGUCGAGCCCGGCGGUGACCGCCGCGAAUUGGGGUAAGCCUCUCUCGUGCUGGUACCGCUUUCGUGCCUUCCGCGGGACGCCCCGGGACUGGAUUCUGCGGGUUCGCUUCAAGAAGUUUAAGGUCGGCGUCCUGGAGAAUGCGACCACCUGCAGCGGCGGAUACCUGCAGAUCAUCGACGGCAACACGAAGACCGAGGUGAGCAAUCGCAAAGACCCGGGCGUUUACUGCGGCGAGUCCGAGCAGCCGCAGACCUUCAUCUCGGAGACGAGCUUCGUACGGGUGCUCUUCCACGCGGACAACUUCACCGACCAGACGUACUUCAGCUUCGACUCGCGCGCCGAGCAGCAGUUCGAGGUCUACCUGCGAUACGGGCAGCAUCCGGAGCUCUACCCGAAUCGGCGGGGCGAGAUCGUGCCGGGCAGCUACUGCGAGCGCGUCUUCAAGGACUGCCGGCUGCAGACGUGCUACGUGCAGAGCCCGGCUUACCCGGGCAUCUAUCCGCGCGCCCUCCACUGCAAGUACCGGCUGAACACCCGACUGCCGUUCAUCAAGCUCUACAUCGAGAACGAGGAGUUCAACAUCGACGGGCAGCGAUGCGAGAACAUCAUGACCUGCCCGAUGCGGCCGAUCAGCUCGGGCUCGGAGCACUGCCCGUACGACUACAUCCGCGUUUACGACGGUAAGAACGAGAGCAGCCCGACGAUCGGCACCUUCUGCGGCAUGGGGAAGUUCCCGUACAGCAUAAUCGGCACGAGCGAGGACCUCUACGUGGAGUUCGUGUCGUCGCCGGCCGGGCCGCUCCUCAACACCGGCUUCCACUUCAACGUCGGCAACUGGCCGGGUCACGUGGAGACCGCCGGCGUGAAGAACGGCAGCUGCGACUGGCUGUUGAACAGCGAGUCCCUGCUCACCGGGAACGAGGGUAUCUUCCUCUCGGUCGCCCACUGGUACCCGCCGCACACCAGCUGCACGUACCUCCUGCGCGGCCGACCGGGCGAGAUCGCGCGUCUCUACUUCCCCAGCUUCCGCGUGAAUCGCAUCGAGUCGCCGAUCCAGCCGUACGACGGCGACUGCGGCGAGAGUCUGACUCUGUACGACGCCGACUGGCCGGACGACGCGCGCAUCAUCAAGACCUUCUGCGACACCUUCAGCAAGCCGAUGGAGAAGCACGACUUCGUGUCGAGCUCGAACGCCCUCUUCGUGCGCUUCGAGAGCAAGACCGGCAGUUACUCCGGUAGUUCCUUGUAUUAUUGGGCCCACUACGACUUCUUCAACGCGACGCGCUUCGGCGAGCCGAUCCCCGGGACGGAGUGCGACGAGACCUUCGCGUCGUGGAAGUCGCGCACGGGCGAGCUCCGCUCGCCCCUCAACACUUUAGUGUACAAACGACCGGGCGACCCGCCGGCCGACCUCGCCUGCACCUACACCUUCGUCACGGACAAGCGGCUGUACGCCCGGGUGAUCCUCGUGAUCGAGUCGAUCGCCUUCAAGGAGCACCCGUACGCCCAGUGCGGCCACUGCUGGGACAGCCGGGUGGACCGAGUGAUCAUCCGAGAGCCGAGCCCGGAGGGCGUGAAGGGUCACUGCCUGUGCCGGUCGAACGGCAGCCCAUCGCCGGGCACCGGCUCGCCGCCGCCGCCGCCUCUGCUCAGGGUGGUGUCCCGCGGCGAGAGGCUCGACCUGAAGCUCCUCGUGGACGGCGCUCACGCGGCCACCAGCUACUUCAAGAUGCCGGCGCCUCUCUUCGAGGCGAAGUACGAGUUCGCGCACAGCCCGCUCUGCGGACCCGCUUUGCUGCCGGCCAGCACCGACGGCGAGAUCGAGUUCCCCCACUACGAGGCCCUCGGUUACGUAACGCCGCCCCGGACGAUCAAGUGCAUCUGGGAGCUGCGGGUGAACCGGGAGCGCGAUCUGUGGCUGCACUUCGACAAGAUCAAGUUCGCCUCGCGCUCCUGCGAGGACGGUAAGCUCGAGAUCUUCCUGCCGGGCAACGCCGGCCCGUACCUCGGCAUCUGCGGGGAGAACGUCAGCUACGUGAGGGAGAUGCCGAUCAUCUCGGCGGCGCAGAUCGCGCCGACGACGGACCACCCGGCCGACGGCGAGGAGUCGCCGGCGGUGAUCGUCCAGUUCACCGGGACCAUGGCGCCGGCCAGGGCGGCCUUCAAGAUCGCCUGGACCGAGCUCUACCAUCUGCCGAGGGAUGCUUCCGGGGCGCUCAACACGCAGAAGCUCGAGGACUGCGCCUUCCAGUGCCCCGCCGACGCCGGAUGCAUCCCCGCCAGGUUGCUCUGCAACGGUGUGGUGAACUGUCCGAGCCGCGGCCUGUCGAGCGUCUUCAACGGCACCUUCUACGAGCCGGACGACGAGUCGGUGGAGACCUGCGGCGGCCCCGUCAACGGCAACGGCGGAGGCUUCACCGGGCCCGCCGGCUGGGCCGGGGCCGGACUCGGCGCCGGAUUGGCUAUUCUCCUGGGGCUGGCCUGCUUCAUCGCCGUCUGCAGGCUCUGCAGGGGUCGCUCGCGCUCCAGGGACAUCCACGUGCCCUAUUAAGAGCGGGAGGACGUGGGGAACACGGAAGUCUGCGUCACGGUGGUUCCUCGAGAGCUCGGAGAAGCACACGAUUCUCAGCCUUAUGCGUAUCACGCAUAAGGUCGAGAAUCGUAUAACAGCUCCCUUUUGUGACGGCAAACUAAGCGAUAUAGUAAUGUAAUAAGAACGUCGGAAGACUCGGUUUACACGUGUUGUGUCGGCAUGUAGCGUCGGUGUGUCGGUUUACCCACCCCUAUUGCCCGCACGCGCGCAUUUCAGCGCAGAUUCGGUUCGUGCGCGUUUGAGGCCACGUGACCCGCGAAGCGAAUGGGAAAUACAUUGAUCUUUACGUUGAUGCCAGAACCUGUACACGGGAGAAAUAGUAAUCGGUUGAUCCGCCAGAUUUAUAUUUAGAUUAUUCAAUUUAAUGGACAAAGUUUAUAUUAAAUUUAUAUUAUUAUAUGAUUUAGUCUGCUGUCACAAGUAGGAGUUAAUUAUGCGAUUUUCGACCUUAUGCGUAUGUGCAUAAAGCCGAAAAUCGUGUACUCCUCUAUUUAGGGAAUGGUAAGGCAUAUGUGACGCAAUGUAUACGUUAUUACGACCGUGGAUUUUGGCAAAGCCGGCGAGAUUUUUAAUUCCAACCAGAGCUGAUGUUUUCUUCCGAAGGCCUCAACAUUCGAAUUUCGAAUAUUCCGACAAUCUGAAACCCGGGCGUUUAGUAUUUGAAUUUGGAACAUAUCCAAGUUUCGAAACAUCGGAAUUACAAGAUUUCCCUAAAUUUCGCACUUUUCCGCUGUUAGGUCGAGUAUAAACGCAACGGGAAAGACAUAUCCCUCGUUACAAGAAAGAGACUAUAUAAUAUCUGGUGCCACCGUUCGUUUAUAAAAAUUCGUUGACAAAGUUUCUCAAUGUUCUUGGAAUAAAAAAUUAGUCCACAGUAUUCGUGAGGCUAUACUCUUCGACGCUUCGAAGCGUAAAAUUCGUGAAGCUUUUAUGACUUUUUAAAUAUCAUUAAAGGUUCGGCUUUCCAUAAUUCGAGAGUUUCAAGUUCUCUCCAAAGUUUCGAAAUUGUUGAAGAUUGAUGGUCCCGCUUGUAAGAGCGAAUCUUGAUUUCUUUCCGUGUAGGGAGCGAGUAAUCGACAAAUCGAAUAGAUGAGAAAUCCUCCCCUCUUCUCGAGGAACAAUCGGCAACGAUGCGACACACGACGGUGAGAUUUCUCAUCCUGGUUUCCAGAAACGUCGCUCGGACGCUUCCGACGACCGAAUUAUCCCGUUCUAUCCGCGCGAUAGGCUGCAUCCCCGAGAGGAACCGCGAAAUCCCCGGACUUACUGAAGCCGCUGGAGAUUGUUGGUGCGCGACCGGGUCUUAGACUUCCGUGUUGCUCGGAAACGGAAAGUGAUAUCCGAGGAAUACCUUCCUCUCGAAGCUAGAAGACGAAGAUGUAAAAGAGUUGUUCGUCAACGCGCCAUCGUGAGUGCACUGAGAAACCCAUUUCGUUGAAACGACUAAAUUCCUACCUGAAUACACACUCUUCGGUUGUAACAAUCCAAGCCUGGUCGUCUAAACUGAAGAACCGAAGAACUGAAGAACCUAACCGACGAACGGUUAGGUUCUUCGAAGGGAUUUCAAAAAACCGAACCUUUGGCUCAGAAAAGUAAAUCUUGCUUUCUCACGGCCAAAAAGUGGAUUCGCUCAAACAAGAGUUUGUUUAUCCGGACGAGAAUUUAGUUGAUGCACACUGAAUGAGAUUCUCAGUGUGACCGGCCGCUCCGAACGAGAUUCUCGCCGCUCACGAAGUGAUCCUCCAAAUGUGAUGCCUUCGGGUUUAACGAAUUCGUCGUUUGCUCAUCAGCCGCGAACGGCCGGCUGCCGAUCUUUGCUCUUUCUCUCUCUUUCUCUGUCUUGAUAUUCCCGACGUACCUCGCUAUUUAACGUGACGUCGCCCGUGUACCUCCCAUUGCGUUUCCCAUCAUACGUUGUCCCUUGUCUGUCUGUCUGCCUGCUCUGUUCUUCGUUUCUCGCACGAAGAACCGAUGGUCCACGCAUCUUCUUUCUACAAGCUGAAAACGACGAACGGUUGAAUCGAGGCCAAAUAAUUCUCCACUGCCGCUGCAUUAUCCUUCUCUCUUUAUCUCUGCCUGUCAACGAUGUCAACUGUAUUUGUGCGUCUUCUCUACUACACACACACACACACACACACACACACACUGCCAUUGAAGGAGUUUUAUGCGUGGUCGAAGAAAACGCGGAGAAAAAAAAUUUGUUCAGACAGCAAGAAAUUUAUUUAGACAGCCGGAAGAUUUUUUAAGAGUAUU